Molecule: messenger RNA, 1943 nt
Organism: Mytilinidion resinicola
Lineage: Eukaryota; Fungi; Ascomycota; Dothideomycetes; Mytilinidiales; Mytilinidiaceae
Product: amino acid transporter
Exons: 6
Coding region: 94-1698 (534 amino acids)
Biological process (GO): amino acid transmembrane transport
Cellular component (GO): membrane
Molecular function (GO): L-amino acid transmembrane transporter activity
Source: RefSeq, a predicted model, not a curated record
CGAACAUUUUGCGCAAAAAUAAGAGAAAAUGUCUCUUCGAAAGGUUCAUAAGAAAUGCAUCGUUGCAAGCUUUCGUGUCUUCAUACUCGUUAAAUGGCUGAGAAACACACUACUAUGGCGUCUCCUCUCUCUAGCCCCCGCCGGGUUAGCAAGGAUGUCACCGAAAGCCAUCUCGAUGGCGACGACACUUCCGAUGUGUACAUCACGAGCGAAUCUCGAAAGCAAAUCGGCCUCACCAGCGCGUGCUUCCUCAUAUUCAACCGCAUGGUGGGAACUGGUAUAUUCGCUACACCUAGCAGCAUUUUUGCCUCUAGUGGUAGCGUCGGUCUAGCCUUAUUCAUAUGGGUCAUUGGUAUGCUCAUCGCUGCCUCUGGCAUGAUGGUUUACCUCGAAUGGGGAACUGGCCUCCCACGAAACGGCGGAGAGAAGAACUAUCUUGAGUUUUUCUACCGCAGGCCCAAAUUCCUUGCUACUGGCUUCUACACCGGAUAUGUGGUUCUGCUUGGCUGGGCGGGUUCCAACAGUGUCAUUUUCGGCGAAUACAUCCUCAAUGCAGCCCAAGUUGAAGUAAACCGAUGGAACCAGCGAGGCGUUGGUCUGGCUUGCAUCACUGCUGCGUUCCUCAUUCAUGGCCUGGCCCUGAAAUGGGGACUUCGGCUCCAGAACGUUCUCGGGGUCAUCAAGCUGAUCAUCCUUCUUAUCAUCAUCUUUUCCGGCUUUGCAGCGCUCGGUGGUCAUCUCAAGGUUGACAAGCCUCACAACUUCGAUGAUGCCUUUAAGGGCACAACCGGUUCCGCCUAUGGCAUCGUAACAGCUCUCUAUAACGUCAUCUGGAGCUACAUCGGUUACAGCAAUGCCAACUACGCCAUGUCGGAGAUGCGCAAUCCGGUUCGGAAUCUCAAAAUCGCCGCACCUCUAGCCAUCCUCAUCGUAGGAAUCCUUUAUAUGCUUGCCAAUAUCGCCUAUUUUGCUGCUGUACCCAGGGAAGAAAUUCUCAGCAGCGGACGUAUCCUUGCAGCAAGCUUCUUCAGGAACGUUUUCGGGCCAAAGGCGGAGAGAGCGUUGAGUGUAUUUGUGGCACUGAGUGCUUUCGGAAAUGUCCUCUCCGUUAUUUUCUCGCAAGGACGACUGGUACAAGAGCUAGGGCGAGAAGGUAUCCUACCUUUCUCGAGACUCUGGGCAAGCAACAAACCCUUCAAUGCACCAUUCGCAGGGCUGUUUGAGCAUUGGUUGGUUUCAGUGAUCAUUAUGCUCGCCCCGCCGCCGGGAGAUGCGUACAACUUCAUCCUGAACUUAAUCUCCUACCCCCUCUCUAUCGUCAACAUCUUCGUCUCUUUCGGUCUCCUUUACCUCCAUCUCCCACUACCAGUCCGCUUCCGCCACUCUCAAGCCGCUAACUGGCGCCCACCCGUCCGAGCCACCCUCCCCGUAAUUGUCUUCUUCUUCCUCAGCAACAUCUACCUCGCCGUAGCUCCCUACGUCCCACCGCCAACUCCAGCCGACAACCAGUACAAAAGCUUGCCCUACUACCUCCACUGUGUAGUCGGAUUGGGGAUACUCGCAGCUGGUGGAGUUUACUGGGUCAUUUGGGCAAAGCUGCUACCAUGGAUUGGGAAAUAUGAGUUGCGGAGAGCGGUCGUACAGGAGGCGGAUGGAUGGUCGAGAAAUGCUUUUACUCAUGUACGGAAGGAACAAUAGGUGUGGUAUAAGAUUAAUGGUGGAAGGUGCGUAAUAUUUGGGAACAAGGAUAAGAAACAUACAGAUUGUAAUAAGAUGAUCACUUUUUUUGUGUUUAUGUUCGUUUUAGUACCGUGUUAAAGGUCUGUGUACACCUAUCUGGCACUGCUUAAAGAGAGAACAUUCAUCAUUUGACGACUAGCCUUGGAUUGUUUGCUGAAAGCUAUCGAAAGAACUAUACCUUUCCAGGCCUAUCCGUCGAGCUC